Molecule: messenger RNA, 2852 nt
Organism: Dendrobium catenatum
Lineage: Eukaryota; Viridiplantae; Streptophyta; Magnoliopsida; Asparagales; Orchidaceae
Product: disease resistance protein RPM1
Exons: 1
Coding region: 21-2660 (879 amino acids)
Biological process (GO): defense response to other organism
Molecular function (GO): ADP binding
Source: RefSeq, a predicted model, not a curated record
AUCAGAAGUUCGAGCAUUUAAUGAGUAUAUUUGAAGUAAUGUCCGGCUCUCUAAAAGAUAUAGAUGAAAUGAAUGACUAUAAUCAUGCAGUUGCUGCUUGGAGGAAGCAAGUAAUACAUGUAGCAUAUGAGGUGGAAGAUAUAGUCGAUGAGUACUCUUAUUUAACUAGCGAAAGACAUCAAAAAGAUUUCAAAGGCGUUUUCUACAAAGUCAUUCAUGUUUCUAGAGAUGCUAGAACAUGGUACCGAACUGCCUUCCAUCUAGAAAAAUUAGAAACAAAGCUUAAUAACCUCACGAAUAUGAGGAACCAAUUUGGUAUCAACACAAGCCAAGGAAUGACCAUAGGAAACAACUCAAACAAUGAUAAUGGACAAAUUAGUCGUUUUGCAGAAUCCUCCCAUUUUAAGCUGGAAAAUGAAAUCAUCGGUAUUGAGGAAAAUAGAAAUUUAAUUGAGAAUUGGUUAGCUGAUAACGAAACUAGCCAAUAUGUUAUAGCCGUUUGGGGCAUGGCCGGUGUUGGUAAGACCACACUUGCUACGAAUGUGUAUAACAGGCAGAAGAAAGAUUGUUGCUUCAACAGCUUUGCAUGGAUCUCGGUUACCCAGACAUAUAAUAUCAAUGACUUACUUAGAAAUAUCAUCCUAGACCUAUAUGAAGGUAUGAUGGAAGCUAUUCCACAAUCACUCAACACCAUGGAAUACCGACAUCUAGUACAAAUUCUUCAAGGCUUUUUGCACCAAAAAAAGUAUCUCAUCGUACUAGAUGAUAUUUGGAGCAUUGAAGUCUGGACAUAUCUCAAGAACGCCUUUCUAGAUUGUAAGCUUGGAAGUAGAGUAAUUAUAACAAGUAGGGUUUAUGAUGUUGCAAUAAAUGCAGCGAGCAAAUCUCAUAUAAUUGAACUUAAGCUGCUGCAGAAAGACAAAGCUCAGAAGUUAUUCUGCCUUACUGUGUUUGGGGAAGGCGUCAUAAAAUAUCCUCAAGAUCUAGAAGAGCUGACACAAAAAUUUCUGCACAAAUGUGAAGGCUUACCGUUAGCUAUAGUGUGCAUUGGAAGAUUAUUAUCAGUUAAAGACAAGGAUAUAAUAUUGUGGCAAAGGAUAUAUGAUGGUCUAAACAUUGGAUCGACUGAUCUUCGUAAUGUGUACAAUAUUUUCAGAAUAAGCUUCAAUGAUCUUCCAGUUUAUCUCAAGAGUUGUCUCCUAUAUUGUAGUAUGUUUCCUGAAGGUCACAAUAUCCGAACAAAAAUUCUUAUAAGGCUAUGGGUAGCAGAAGGUUUUGUUCAGAUACAAGGAAGCAAGUCAUUGGAGGAGGUGGCCGAGGAAUAUCUUAAUGAACUUACUCAUAGAUGCUUGCUUAAGACUGCUUAUAUAACUUCCAGGGGAACAGUAUCACGAUACAUCAUUCAUGAUCUUAUAAGAGACUUCCUUUUGACAAAAUCCAGGGAAGAUAAUUUUUGUGAGGUGUAUCGUGGAGGUGAGUUGAGCAGGGAUAUUCGGCGUCUUUCUAUAUCAAACAGUGCAAGUGAUCUACGACUAGAAACUUCUCACCAUCUCAGAUCAAUUAUUGUGUUUGAUCCCAAAGCUUCAUUCAGUAACCUCACGCUGCAAAAUCAUUUCUCCAGCUUCAGGCUUUUGAAGGUGUUAGAUAUGAGUUUUGCUCCUAUAGAAAAAUUACCAAACGAAAUCUACCAACUGUUCAACCUACAUUAUCUCGGCUUACGUGGCACUAAGAUUAAAAAAAUUUCCAAAUCCUUGCGAAGGUUACAAAACCUACAGACUCUGGAUGUUUUGAAUACAAAUUUGGAUAAUCUUCCUUCAACAGUGGUAAAACUGAAACGUUUGAGACACAUUUCAGCCGGAAAAUAUUUUGCAGUUUCCGGUAAUAUAGUUAGAAUGCGUUUUUUGACGGCUCCUAGAAAGAUCUGUGACCUUGCUGAUUUACAAACCAUAAAAUAUUUAGCCGCAAAUGCUGAAAUUGUUAAGCAAAUUGGGAAUUUGACUGAGUUGAGAUCGUUAAAAAUUGGAGACGUGACAGAAUCGCAAAGUAAGGAAUUGUUAGUUGCUCUUUCUAAAAUGGAGAGACUUGUGAAAUUGGAAGUCUUUGCAAGUUCUUAUUCAGUCAUUUUCACUUGGGAAGCCUCCCCUUCUCUACCACCCUACCUUCAGUGGCUUAGCUUACAUGGUAUAUUUGCAAAUGGUAAACUACCACAAUGGUUUUCGGGACUUGUCCAGCUCAAGACUGUUAUGUUAUACGUUUCUUGCCUUUCAGAAGAUUCGCUUCUAGUUCUUGGCCUAUUACCGAAUCUUUUGUUCCUGGCCCUCCAAGUUGAUGCGUAUGUGGGGCAAAGGUUAUGCUUGCAAGAAUGCUGGUUUCCCAAACUUUCCAAAUUGCAGCUAAUCGAACUAUAUAAACUAAAUUGCAUCGAAAUAAGAAGAGAUGCCAUGCCAGAGUUGUCUUCUCUAUACUUAAGAGGAUGCGUACAACUAAAGAUUGUGCAAGGAAUGGAGAACCUCCCUUCACUGAGAGAGUUGGUACUAUAUGAAAUGCCCAAUGAGCUUAUAAACAGCUUGCAUAAUACACUAGAUAAUAAUAAAAUCAAAGUAGUCAAGAACAUGAUCGAAAGAGAUGGUAUCUGGUACUCUGAAGGCAUUAAUAAUUAAAUCAGGUCAUAAUGUUGUUAAUAAAGCCAAUGAUGAUUAUUUAAAUCCAUUCCUUAGCAAAAGUCUACUGAUCUGCAAUGCCUAUUGGCGCUUCAAUUUAUUUCUAUGACCAAAGAAUGCGUGUAAUGUAAUGUAGCCUUUUAUUUUGAGUUCAUUAUACAAUGCAUUAUUUAUUUUGAUGCCUGAUAAGAU